Messenger RNA from Aspergillus clavatus NRRL 1, 1362 nucleotides. RefSeq names its product putative ubiquitin conjugating enzyme E2. The record is from RefSeq and is a predicted model, not a curated record. The transcript has 3 exons. NCBI's taxonomy places the organism in Eukaryota, Fungi, Ascomycota, Eurotiomycetes, Eurotiales, Aspergillaceae. Bases 1 to 1362 code for a protein of 453 amino acids.
AUGCGCUCAAGUUUUCGUCGUCUCGCUGCAGAUCAUGCUGGUCUUCACGAGAGCCUCCCUCCAAACUUCCUGUUGCCUCCCGAAGACACCUCAUCCGAUGACCUAACCCAGCUCACUGCCCUGCUGGCUGGACCGCAGGGCACACCCUAUUCGCAGGGUCUAUGGCGACUGCACCUGAAAAUGCCCGAGGAUUAUCCCAAGAGCCCGCCCAAGGCGACCUUCAAGACACGCAUCUGGCAUCCAAACGUCGAGGAGUCGACAGGGGCGGUGUGUGUCGAUACACUGAAACGGGAUUGGAAAUCGACGUUGACGCUCAAGGAUGUAUUGGUGGUGGAACAGACCAUCUCCUGCCUUCUUAUCUAUCCCAACCCUGAUUCCGCCCUGAACUCGACAGCCGGCGCUCUCCUGCAAGAAGACUACAAUGCCUUCGCUCGUCAAGCGAAGCUUAUGACUUCCAUCCACGCCCCGGUCCCUACAGACCUGAAAACUGCAGUCCUCGAAGCGAAAUCCCGCGGCGAAGAAGCUGGAACCCUCAUCCCAGAGCACGAGGACACGCGCUGUUUGCGCUCGCGCAAAGGCACCCGAGUCCAGUCCCUCACCAUGAAGAAGAAGACCACCACAUCGCACCCUGAUGUCGAAGCCGCACGCCCAUCCUCAAGUCACACCCCACGACCCAUCGCCCAAGAACACCCAGCCACAGACGACGACGAUGAAAACGAUCACGAAAACGACCAACUCCCCCCUUCGACCAAAGAAAACAACCCAUCCCUCUCCCCCUCCCCCGUCAAACUCGCCCCGCCCAGCCCCCGCAAAAACGCCCACGGCAAACGCCCCCUCUCCGUCCUCACCAUGACCCCCGACACAGGUACAGACGCAGACAUAGACACAAUCCCAGCCUCCCCACACCCCCACCUGGACUCCCCAGAAUCCCACCACCGGGAGAACCCCAAAAUGACCGCCUCGGAAAAGAACAUCGCCGCAAAUCACCCCCGCUCCGCGCACGACCCCGACCCCUCCCCGCAGCGCAAAUCCCCCAAACUCUCCCUUCUCAACAAGGGCGUCAACGCCUCCGGCCGCAUCCGCGACGACGUCCUCAAGAUCUUCGAGGACGAGCCCGCCCAGGACCUGCUCAACGCGCGCGACCCCGGGAAGGAGAAUCACACCUCGUCAUUCGCAGGCUCCAAGGGACCCGGCCAUCCCACCAGGAAGGCCACGCCGCACUACCCGUCUGCGCUUCUUGCGCCUACGACGGCCGUGUCCGGUCCGCCGGGCUCGAGUGCACGCGCUGUCUCCGGUUCGCGCAAGGUCUCGUCGUCGAGUAUGAAGAAGGCGAAGCCGCGCAUCGGCAUUCGUCGGUUAUAA